Messenger RNA from Pseudo-nitzschia multistriata, 2789 nucleotides. The record is from the annotation of a GenBank genome assembly. Lineage: Eukaryota; Bacillariophyta; Bacillariophyceae; Bacillariales; Bacillariaceae.
GCUUUGGAGUAGAGGAAACUAAGCUACAUUGCCACCACAAAGUGRGCACAAUAUUCAAUCGAGGCACAAGCGGAAGCGAGUCUCGACGCAGCUCAUACUUUAUAAUACAUCUCCUUCGAUACGGAAAACACWAAUGGUACGUCGAUCAUGACGAAGAUUUCGUAUCUAGAACGACAGAGGGAAGUCGACCCGUUUUACAGAGUGGUGAAUGCUGCUGAGUACAUCACCGGCUCCGCGAAAACGCGGUUUUCACAGACGGUGGAAGAAACUAAGAGAGGAGAGGACCCAGAAGGAAGAGAUGACAGUAUCUACAAGACGCUGCUGUCAAAGAACUCUUCCGGGGAUCUCGAUUUCAAUCCGAGGAUGGUUCACAUAAUGGACCAUUUCGAAUCCGACUGCCGCGACGACUCGGAACGAGACGUAGAUGUCCCCACUUCUACCACUCCUUUGGAACCCCCUGCUGCCGCCGCACCAGAGGAGGUGUACACCGGAAUGUCGAAAGAGUACAAGGGAAUCUUGAAGAAGGACGAACCAGAACAAGACGAACAAGAAACUUCCCCAGARAAUGAAACAAAUCAAAGCGAGGAYKUUAGCACGAGUGCACCGCAGCGAGAAGCUCCCCCUUCCCCCGAGCCCCCCACUCCGCGCAAGAACGUGUUUCCGAACGCCACCGCUCCAGUCUACAAGCGGCAGAGUUCCAAACCCUGGGAGAAAAAAGGCCAGGUAGCACAACUGGCCAASAGAUUCGAACACAACGACGAUGCGCAAGAAGACGAAGACGAAGAUGGAAAGACGCCUAUCCGGCCGCCUCCGAGGUAUUCCAUWUCGAAGAUCCAACAAGCCCAAGCAGGGCCGGUGCCAAAAUCGGACGAUUUCUACAGCGAGCUGAAGCGAUGGCACAAAAACUACUCACUCCGGGACGUGGAGAAGCCAGAACAAAUCACCGUCACCUCUCCGGUGCCAGCGACGGAACCCAGCGAACCCAGCGAGCAGGAAGAAAUCUCCGAUACCUACUAUCUCCAGCAGAGCAGCAACAGCRUCGAGGCAGGAAAGAAAAAAUCCUGGUUUCGAAGAAUGAAGCGAAACUCACAGAACGACAGUUCCCACGACGACGAGACCGCGAAGGUUGCAACCACGGAGAAACCAAUGAGCAAAAGGUUCCCAAGGAGGGCAUCGAAACUCCAAAAGGCGRAAGAGAAGAAACGGAAGAGGUCUUGGUCCCUGAAAAACCUCUUCGGCAAGAAGAACAAGAGCUCAAAUUCCGAUUCCGAAGACAGCAGCAGUUCUUCCAGGAGCGGAAGCCUCGAAGCAGAAGCCAAGAACGCACAAGCUGCGCCAUCGGAACCCCGGCCGGACCCACCGAGCGACGYACCCGAAGCCUACUCAAUGCUUGGAAUCGCGCGGUCGACCSCAACGAAGAAGCCGAUCAAGGACCCCAAGAUGCCCUCGUUCGAAGCAAAYCUAAGCAGGUUUCUAAAACUCCAAGAAGACGACCAGAGCACCGCUACAGCUUCGUCAAAAACCGAUAAGAAGGCAUGUAAUGCUACUGUUGCUGUCGCUGCUACUGCUGCAACCGAUCGUCGGCUGCAAAUGCAACAACUAAUGCAGCAGAUAGUCGGGGCGAGUAGGUCUGAACUCAACGCAGUAGAAACAAAUGCAUCCUCGAAAGAUGCCAAGGUCGCAGAAAAAGUCAACUCCGACAAGCCCAUCGAGCCAACARAAGAGGAAGCAAUCGAUACUGAAUCAGAGAAAUGUAAAUCUCAGCAGAUGCUCGAUGAUGACGAAAAGAACUCUGCGGUAGAGGUCGAUGAAGAAAAAUCYGUGAUACAACGAAAGGAUAGCGAAUCGUCGUGGCUAACGAGAGCAACCAAGAUGUUGAAGAGGCUGGCAGCUGCGGAAGUCUUGGACAGCAGUGACGCGAUCGAAGUGAACGUUGAUCUCAAAGGCUUGACCCCAAACCAAUCCUUCAAUACCACCGAUCUAGGGAGUUCAUCUCUCGACAAAGAUAGCGUAUCGGAGGGUGUAGCAAUGCCAGAAACAGCCAGGACCUCGAGCCUGUUGGAYCUUGAUAGCACGGCAUCUCAGUCACAGAGCCUGCAGAGGAUGGAGGCGACCGAUUCAAAAGGCAUAGAUGCUAGCUUCACAGAAUCGCUUUCUUGUGCUGAUUCGAAAAGCAAUAGCAAGCCAUCGUUACCAACCGAGAGCGAGGCYGACRCCGACUUGAAGAACACUGACACUGCAAAUGUUCUUUCUUCUGAAUCACAUUCGUGUGCCGAUUCGAAGAAGAUCACGGGCCGAUCCAAGGAAGAAACCCGAAAAUCGAAGGCUUCGAUUGGUUCUCGGGACGAUUCUGAGAGCGCGUGGGCGAAAGACGCGAGUCGGAAAUUGAAGGUUUCGGUUGCUUCYCUUGAAGAUUCUGAAAGCGUGUGGGCGAGCCUUCCAUCUGCUAAGGCUGGGAAGCCAGCAGAUACGGUUGUUGUAAAAAACAAGAGCAAGAACAAGGACAAAGGAGAGGCUACGACCCCGCUCGCUGGAAAGACGCAGAAAGAGAACCGAAGGGAGACGAAAGAAAGCAAGAGAGAGAAGGCAAUGGCCGCAUCUCUUUUUGGAAAACUAGACGACAAGGAUCGCAAGCAAAAGAAAAAAUCGAAUCAAGCGGCUACUCUCUUUGGAACCCCGCAGAGAAAGACAAAGGCAACAAAAUCAAAGAUGGACGCCAAGAACAAAAAGCGAAGAAGACAACGUACUUCUGCAUMCCUAUUUUGAGCCAAUGAAGUGGAAGUAAGCCU